Messenger RNA from Psylliodes chrysocephalus, 1254 nucleotides. Lineage: Eukaryota; Metazoa; Arthropoda; Insecta; Coleoptera; Chrysomelidae. The record is from the annotation of a GenBank genome assembly.
AUGGAACAUUUUGAAGACGAAAUCAGUAGCAUAGACGAAGAAACGGUUUCCUUGUUCAACAAUGAAUCGUCUUCAGAAAAGAAAUCAUUGAAAUCCGAUGAUUAUAAUCAUGAAUUGGACGAUGAUAUGGAAGAUACGAGAUCUGAAUUGAAGUUCGAUAAAGCUUUGGAGACUGAAGAGGAGACAGAAAAAAGAUUGUUGAUUGAAGACGCUUUAAGUUCUAAUGCUAGUACAGUGAAAACUUGGCAGAAUUUCGCUAUUACCCCUUUCGGAUUAAUAGCAGACGAUUUAAGAUGCAAAGUAUGGCCAUUGUUAUUAGAAGUAGAUCCAAGUUCAAAUGAAAAAAUACCUUCUCUGGAGGAGUUGUCUAGUCAUAGCGAGUAUCAGCAGGUAGUUUUAGAUGUUAAUAGGUCAUUGAAAAGAUUUCCACCAGGCAUUCCAUAUAAACAAAGAUUAGCGUUGCAGGAUCAACUUACUGUUUUAAUAUUAAGAGUAAUUAUUAAAUAUCCACAUUUACGUUAUUACCAAGGUUACCAUGAUGUGGCUAUUACGUUCUUGUUGGUAGUGGGGGAGGUAGUGGCUUUUAGGAUAAUGGAGAAGCUCAGUACUACUCAUUUGAAGGAGUGUAUGGAGCCAACCAUGGAAAAAACUUCUUAUAGGUUAAAUUAUAUGUAUGCUUUGCUAUCAAAGGUUGAUGUGGAGUUACAUAAUUUUUUAGACAGUGCUGCAGUAGGCACGAUGUUCGCCCUUCCCUGGUACCUGACAUGGUUCGGACAUUCUCUAAACCAAUAUAAGGACGUCGUAAGGUUAUACGAUUUCUUCCUGGCCUCCCCCGAAAACAUGUCCAUCUACGUAGCCACCUCGUUGGUCAUCCAAAGGCGGCAAGAAGUAUUCGCUGAGGGUUGCGACAUGGCCAGCAUCCACUGCCUCCUUUCCCAAAUACCCAAUAAUUUGAACUUCGACGAAAUCCUACAGAAAGCAUCUGAAUACUACAGAAAAUUCCCGCCCGAGAAGCUGGAACAGUUGGUGAAAAAGAGGGUGCAGAAAGAACUCGAGCAGAGGAAGAGGGACGAACAGAACAUGAGGAACAGACUAAAUAGGAAUAAGGGCAUUUGGUACAGGGUACCGACUUGGUUAGUAUUUAAUGGAAAAUAUGGUCUGCUGUUUGCGGCUGCUACAGUACUGUUGGGAUAUAUUUAUUAUUUGAGGAUCACCGAAGGCCACAGUCCGUUUAGAAGUUUAUUCAGUACAUGA